CUCUUUGAGAGCUGAAUGGUUGACCUCUUUCCUCCUAUUUACCUUUAUUUCUCUACCUAGAAGCAAUCCUCAGUCCUGAACACAUACUGAAGCACAGUCACUGCCAAUAAUCGGUUUGAAAGAAAGUUGCUGCUGUUGUAUGAGGGGACAGUGGGUCAAACUGCUCACCUUAUCCUCGAGGGGUACACAGUCUGUAUUUCUCAUCUCACUUGACGACAACCACCUCAAAAGACAACAUUGCGCAUCGACAUUUUCAGGCCACCCUCACUCGACACUAAACAAGAUAUCUACACCACUGCCAGUCACAAAACAGAAGAAGGAUAACAAGAAGAAGAAGAAUAGGGGGGGAAGGUAGAAAAAGAAUGGAGUCCCUCAGUGGAAACACCAUCUCUCAUGGUGUCAGACGGGCUGGUCCCACCACCACCCGCCCACCCAGCCCUCCAUACAUUCACAUCCCCACCCCUCUGAGCCUUGGCCCCGACGCUGUGAUCCACAUCACGCCCUCCUACGAGCAUUCUUUCGCCAGCAACCUCACUGCCGAGGACUUCGACAUCAUCACCGGCGGCCUGCAGCAGCGUAGUGUCUCGUAUACGGCCAAUCAGUCAUGGGUGUACGAGGACCGCCGCAAGGCACAGACUAUCCUGGACUACCUCUACCUGGGCCCCAUGUCCACCGUCCGCGACCGCGACUACCUCCGCAG
Cryphonectria parasitica EP155 is the source of this 700-nucleotide messenger RNA. RefSeq lists its product as uncharacterized. The record is from RefSeq and is a predicted model, not a curated record. The annotation marks the transcript as partial. NCBI's taxonomy places the organism in Eukaryota, Fungi, Ascomycota, Sordariomycetes, Diaporthales, Cryphonectriaceae. The transcript has a single exon.